Molecule: messenger RNA, 870 nt
Organism: Menidia menidia (Atlantic silverside)
Lineage: Eukaryota; Metazoa; Chordata; Actinopteri; Atheriniformes; Atherinopsidae
Source: the annotation of a GenBank genome assembly
CUGCAGCCCGCCAUGGGAGCCCGGGCCGCGGCCGCAGGGGCUCCGUGGGUCCGCGCCCCCCUCCGGACCGGACCCCGGACCGGACCCCGGACCGGACCCCGGUUCCGACGGGACCUGAACCUCCAGGCGGCCAGGCUGAGGGGCAUCGAUGACCUGCCGGGGCCCAGCUGGCCCACCACCCUGUUCUGGCUGUUCGGACGGGGCUACGCGGAGAAAGGACACCUGCUGCAGAUCCUGCAGAAGAGCCUGUACGGGCCCAUCUGGCGCUCCAGGUUCGGGCCCUUCGACAUCGUCAACGUGGCGUCCCCAGAGCUCAUCGCCCAGGUGAUCCAGCAGGAGGGCCGCUUCCCGGUGCGGGUGGAGCUGCCCCACUGGAAGGAGUACCGGGACCUGCGGGGACAGGCCUACGGCCUCCACGUGGAGUCGGGCCCUGAGUGGCAGCGCCUCCGCAGCGUGCUGAACCCGCGGAUGCUGAGGCUGCGGGAGGCGGCGGCCUUCGGCCCGGAGCUGCAGAAGGUGGUAGGAGACCUGCUGCGGCGCGUAGAGAUCCUGCGCCUGCAGAGCCCCGACGGAGCCACCGUCCCAGACCUGGCCGCAGAACUCUACAAGUUCGGCUUCGAAGACCCGUACCCGGUCCCGUUUCCCCCUCUGACUCCUCUGCCCCCCCCCCCCGGCACCUCCUCCAUCCUGUUCGAGACCCGUCUGGGCUGCCUGCAGGAGCAGAUCCCUCCGGACACGCGGCGCUUCAUCGGGGCUGUGGGCGACAUGCUGCGGCUGUCCGAUAUGGUGCUCAUCCUGCCCCGCUGGACCCGCCGCCUGCUGCCCUACUGGGGCCGAUUCGUCCAGGCCUGGGACGACCUCUAUGAAGUA